This is a messenger RNA of Colletotrichum godetiae, 1428 nucleotides long. RefSeq lists its product as uncharacterized. Bases 1 to 1215 code for a protein of 404 amino acids. The record is from RefSeq and is a predicted model, not a curated record. The transcript is spliced from 6 exons. NCBI's taxonomy places the organism in Eukaryota, Fungi, Ascomycota, Sordariomycetes, Glomerellales, Glomerellaceae. Gene Ontology annotation, molecular function: oxidoreductase activity.
AUGAAGGUUUCGUCUGUCCUCUCAUCAGCCAUCCUGGCUUCGGUCGCGCUCGCUGCACCCUCGGUCAAGCCACGCGGCGACUCAACCACAGAUAGGGCGCAGUUUGCUGAUCUCACUGCCGGCAUCCAAGCCGAUGUGCUCAAGUCACUGGAUGAGCGGGAAGCUAGGUUAAAAAAGCGUGGUGAAUCUGCCAACUGCACCGCAAGCAACCUUGUAUUCCGUAAGGAGUAUGGCGCGCUGUCCUUGAACGAGAGGCUUUCUUACGUGAACGCCGUCAAGUGUCUUCAACGCCUGCCACCACGAACACCGGCCAAUGUCUCUGCUGGCGCUCGAUCUCGGUUUGAUGACUUUGUCGUGACCCAUAUUCAGCAGACCAUGACGAUCCACUACACCGGUAAUUUUAUGCCGUGGCAUCGAUGGUUCGUUCAUCUCUAUGAGAAGGCCUUGCGCGACGAAUGUGGCUACACCGGCUUUCAACCCUACUGGGACUGGCCCAAGUAUGCUUCCGCACCUGAAAAGUCCCCUAUUUUCAAUGGAGACCCUUACAGUCUCGGCGGAAACGGCGAGUACAUCCCCCAUGAUGGGCCUGUCAUUGAGCCGCCCGAAGGGAUUGGCGGCUCAAGCAUCCAAUUGCCUGCUGGUGUCGGCGGAGGAUUCGUGACUACUGGACCGUUUGCGAACAUGACUGUACAUCUUGGCCCGGUCGGCGGUCUUGAGGGCACGGCGCCCGGGCCGGACGGUGGUCUAGGUUAUAACCCUCGCGGCCUGAAGCGUGACGUCGGCCCGGCCAUGAACCAAAGAUACGCCAACUACACAACGGUGUUGAACUUGCUGCUCAAGCCCAACAUCUCAGAGUACAGGCUUCUGAGCGAAGGAGUUCCUUACACCCCUGAAAUUGGACCUCACGGAGGAAUGCAUUACGCCAUCUCUGGUGAUCCAGGUGCGGACCUGUUUACGUCACCUGGCGACCCUGCAUUUUGGGUUCAUCACGGUAUGAUGGACCGCAUGUGGACGUUCUGGCAAGCGCUCGAUCCCACCGCACGCCAACAAGAGCUGAACGGAGGUGACUACGGCCACAUCACCUGGGCCAACAGCCCACCAUCCGUGAAGACCCAGCUCACGGACGUUAUCAGCAUGGGAUACACGGGCCCUUCAAUUAAGAUUGAGGAUGUGAUGGACACCAUGUCGGGACCAUUCUGCUACUUCUACCUUUGAGGCUCCGACUGAGCUGGCGAUUCGGAUCUCGCUCACAGUCCGGAUAAACAGAUCCAUCCAAUCGACAACGGGGAUAUCGAGAUUAAAUGUAGUAAUUAGUGUCUAAUGAAUUAUGGAUGAAGGUAUGUAAGUAUGAAGUGCGAUGGCCUUGAUAUUGCACUAUAAAGAUAGCCGGGUAGCAUAGCACAAUGUUAAUACUUGACGCACGUCCAU